Aspergillus candidus is the source of this 1653-nucleotide messenger RNA. Its product is annotated as putative MFS multidrug transporter. The coding region runs from base 1 to 1653 and encodes 550 amino acids. NCBI's taxonomy places the organism in Eukaryota, Fungi, Ascomycota, Eurotiomycetes, Eurotiales, Aspergillaceae. The transcript has a single exon. Gene Ontology annotation, molecular function: transmembrane transporter activity. Gene Ontology annotation, biological process: transmembrane transport. The record is from RefSeq and is a predicted model, not a curated record.
AUGGCACCCGACGAGAUCACCAAUUCGCACACGCCGACCGAGGGCCUGAAGAAGGAGACGGACCGCCCCACGAGUCCUACGCAAAUUCCUAAGAACACCCACGCCGAAGAUGCAGCGCAGUCGGAUGGCGACAGCGACCCGCGCGGCAAGUAUACAGCCGACGGCAAACGGGAGCUUACCGAGGACGAAUGCUACGAAAAGCUAGGGUUCUGCUUCCCAUGGUACAAGAAAUGGGCCAUCUUGACCGUGAUCUUCACGGUGCAGAUGUCCAUGAACUUCAACUCCAGCGUAUAUGCGAACGCGGUGACGCCGCUGUCCGAACACUUCCAUAUCAGCGAACAGGCGGCCCGUGUGGGGCAGAUGAUUUUCCUGGUCUCGUACGCCUUUGGCUGCGAACUGUGGGCGCCGUGGAGCGAGGAAUUCGGGCGCUGGCCCAUCAUGCAGCUGAGCCUUUUUCUGGUCAAUAUCUGGCAGAUUCCCUGCGCACUGGCGCCCAACUUCGGCACCAUCGUCGUCUGCCGGUUCCUGGGCGGUCUCAGCUCCGCCGGUGGCUCGGUCACGCUGGGAAUGACGGCGGACAUGUGGGAAGCUGAUGAUCAAGGGUUCGCAGUGGCGUAUGUGGUCCUGUCGUCGGUCGGUGGCACCACCAUCGGGCCCAUCUUCGGCGGGUUGAUUCAACAGUGGCUCCCGUGGCAGUGGAACUUUUGGAUCCAGCUGAUCUUCGGCGGGGUCACGCAACUGAUGCACUUCUUCUUCGUGUCGGAGACGCGGUCCACCAUCCUGAUCGACCGCGAGGCGAAGCGCCGCCGGAAGACCGGCGAAGACCCCGACUGCUACGGCCCCAAUGAGAUGCGCACGCCGCGCCUCGACGCCAAGGAUGUCCUGCACGUGUGGCGCCGUCCCUUUGAGAUGUUCGUGCGCGAGCCCAUCGUGCUGUUCCUGUCCCUGCUCUCCGGCUUUUCCGACGCCUUGAUCUUCACCUGCAUCGAGUCGUUCAACCUGGUCUUCAAGCAGUGGGGCUUCCAACCCUGGCAGAUCGGCAUGUGCUUUGUGGCCAUCAUUAUCGGAUACGUGGUAGCGUACGGUAUCUUCCUGCCGGACAUCUGGCGGCAGCGCCGAGUGCGGCAGAAGCACGGUAAGGACGCGCGCUUUCCCGAGCGGCGCCUGCUGCUCCUGCUGUUCAUUGCGCCGCUGGAGACGGUCGGACUGUUCGGGUUCGCCUGGACGUCCAUGGGCCCGGACUACACCCACUACCUUGUGCCGUUGGUGUUUGCGUUCCUGAUCGCCAUCGCCAACUAUGGCAUUUACAUGGCCACGAUCGACUACAUGGUGGCCGCCUACGGGCCGUACUCGGCCUCGGCCACGGGCGGCAACGGGUUCGCUCGCGACCUGCUCGCCGGGCUGUCGGCCAUGUACGCGACGCCGAUGUACAGCAACAUUGGCGCCAACACGCGGUUCCACCUGCAGUGGGCGAGCACCAUUUUGGGGUGUCUGGCUAUCAUCGUGACGAUCCCCAUCUACGUCUUCUACUGGAAGGGGCCUGAGAUCCGGUCGCGGAGCAAGUUUGCGCAGACCCUGGCGGCUGACCGACGAAAGAGCGAAGGGCGGCGGGCGAGUCGACUGGCAGGAGAGGAGAAGCCGUAUGGUGUUUAG